Molecule: messenger RNA, 684 nt
Organism: Ambispora gerdemannii
Lineage: Eukaryota; Fungi; Glomeromycota; Glomeromycetes; Archaeosporales; Ambisporaceae
Source: the annotation of a GenBank genome assembly
AUGAAGGAACAAAAUCCACCCGAAACGCUUCAAAGUCUCCUCAAAUAUGAGCACAAGCCUGGUCAGGCACAAAGGUUUCUCGCUCGCAUGGGAAAGAAUUUCAGAUGGCCCUCCUCCAUGCCAGAAUAUCUCAGAAGACAUUCCUUCAGAAUAAUCGCUGACGUUGCGUUCGAAUUUGAUGACGAAGUCGGGUUAAACUUCAUAUUUUUCUACAACGCACUCGAUAGAGGUGAAUUUACGGGACAUGAAAACGAGUGGGUGACGGUACACAACCAGAAGGUAGUAGAGUAUGGAAAGGAGUAUAGCGAUGAUCAAUUGGACUACGUUCUCGAAACUAUGCCUGGUGCCAUCCAACACCCGGUUGAUCAGACACAUCUGCCACUACGUAGUAAGCCGGCGAAGAUGGUGAUUUCUCAGCGCGCUAAUAGUGGAGAUGAUUACAAGGAUACUUGGGAGGCAGGAAUGGAGUACAAACCUAAGAAGAGCUGGGGGUUAUGGAGCACCUGCGGAACAACAAGUGGAUUCAAGCCAAAAUUUUACUCUGGUAAUCAAGUUGAAUAUGCCCUUAUUGGUAAUGAUGUUACGGAUAAAUUAGCAUAUGUUCAUGAACCAGGGAAUUCGUUAAAGUUUUUAGAUAUUGGAGAUGAGACCAGACUCACUACAUUUUUGAAUACCUGUCAUUAA